CCGUCUCCGCGAUUGGAAGUUUUCCAAAAGUAGUGCACCGGGGAGUACGUUAAAAGUUUGUGAGCAGAGUUCUGCUUGGUUGUUGUCAACCGAUAAGUUGGAUAGUGCUGUAGUGCUUACAGCAGCAGUGAAAAUAAGCGCAAACGCGGCUGACGCGGACACAAGCGUCAGCAUUGUUGUGUUUUUUUUUCUGAUUUGUGACAGUUGAAGUGCAGUCAGUCCUCCUCAGUGGAAGUGUCCAGCUAGUCGCGAUGAUAAUGCGGCUAUUUUGAUUUCGCUGACUGGAAGUAAUUUGAACCAGAACCAGAACGUUCGACUCGUGGUGGAUGAAUGUGCAAGGAAAGUGGCGUUCAGUGUCUUAUCAGUUGCUGAAAGUUUUGCACCAACACUGUGGGUUUCUAUUCUUGGUUUUGCUGAGCAAUCUGAGGAAUGUCUCUCUUGUUUAUGUGAAUUGUUGCAUUAUUGAAAACGGAAAAAUCAGACCGUGAUAAGUGGCAACGACUCAAAGAAGCGAAAUUUAUUGUUAUUGUUUUGUCGGCGACUAAAAAAAAAGCAAUCGAAACAAAGUGAAAUAUGCAAAAAGCUGUCGCCGAAGUCGAAAGUGAGUGAGCGAUAAUUCGCUGCAAAUAAUCGACCCCAAACGAGUGAAGUGAUGAAAAAAUCAUUUAAAGCAGCGAUCCAAUUUACAACAAACGAAGGGGGUGAAUCAAAUUGAGCGAGAAGCCGCCACCGAAACACAACACAACUCAAGUCAUCUUCUAUUUGGGAUUAAAUUUUAAAAAGCUACCAAAAUAAGGAAAAACAUCAACCGACAAUAAGACCGAAGAAAGUGAGUGAGUUUCGAACGAAAAAAGUUUGUGUGAAUAACAUCGGCUUAUAACUGAUGUCUUGAGAUACAGGGAAGAAGUCUGAACAAUCGAGAUCGACUGUCGAUUGUCGAUUUGCCGGCGAAAAGCGUGGAAUAAUACGCAGAUUUUUUUUUCGUGAGCUACUGAACGGCAGAAGCGCUUACUAAACCGUGACAGGAUACCUUAUUGGAUUUUUUUCCGAGUUGCUGCUCCUCCCUUUGAUUGGAAAUUUGAAUAACCGAACAGCAUCGAAACGAAGAUGUUGAAACACGUCCAGAUCUCGCCGAUGCGCAGCCGGGCCGAUUCGCUCUCGAUGCGGUCGUCAACCUCCUGCGCCUCGUCCCUGUGCGGAAGUCCGGAACCGCCGCCGAGCGAACAGCUGCGGAGCCACUCCCGGGCCAGCAGCUACAGCAGCCUCAACGAAACCAUUCCGCAGACUACCAUCAAAAUUUACACCGCUUGUCUGCGCCAGGACAUCGAGUACAAAACACUUGGGAUUUCGUACGACGCCACCAGCAAAAGCGUGGUCCAGCAGCUGCUCCGAAGAUGCAAAAUGCGCCACCGGGACCCACGGCUGUUCUACCUGACGAUGGAGGUGACGGUUCGGAGGCCGGGCGUUAAAUCCGUACUGGAACUGGACGACGAGGCGCGGCCGGCGCUGCUUCAAGCCUGCCACCCGAAGGGCGACUCCAGAUUUUGUCUGCAACAAAAACCUGGUGGUCUGAUUCGGGUUCACACAUCGGCGCUGCAGCCCAACUCCCAGUACAAGUCGCUGCUCAUCUCCGAGGACACUACCUCGGACGAGCUCCUGUCGCUGCUGCUGACCUGCUACAACUCGAUGGAACCGGUAGAACAGUUCAGCCUGUACGAAGUUUGCCCCGGCCAGGAGUACCAGCGGAAGUUGCACCCCGACGAUCUGCCCCUGAAAACGCAAAUCCAACGGCAGCAGAAGAACGAGAUUAUGCACUUUCUGGUCCGACGCAAUCCAAACUAUCCCCGGAGGAGACAGAUGCUGGCACCGAUUUCGGAGGCAAAACAUUUCAUCCUGGGCCCCGGGGGAUUGGGACACAACCGGCUGUCCCUGCAUUCCACCACCUUCCCGCUGACGGCCGUCACGACCCCGACCAACACCCUCAUCUCGGACAUCGUAGACGGAGUGUCUUCGCUCAACAAUCUCAAGGAAACGAAAAGUUUAGCCCUGCGAGAAACAUCCCUACCUGUGUGCACUUCCGGUUCCGGUGGAAUUGUCAGCAGUUGUGACUCGGCGGAAGACAUUAACAAUAACAAACGGACAACAAGUUGCCAUGAGUGCAAAUCGACAUCGGAAAGUUGUCCCCACACCGACAGCAGUAAACCUCCCGUCAUCAAGGGCAAAAACUUGGACCGAAGUUCUCAGGCACCGCCUCGACCUUCCAAGGCCGGUCUGCUGCCAUCGCUCCUGAGCAGCCCCAACUCCUCCUACAACCCGGUCUACAACAUCCGUGAGAUCCGGACCGUAUGCCAUUCGUUCUCCUCGCUCGGCAUCGACAAAAAGCUGGUGGACAUCGAACGGAGCCAAGGUGGUUUAGUCGUCAAAGAAGCCGUCAACACUGACCCGAUGAAGGGGGUGGGUAAUUUCAUUUACAUCUAGAUUCCGGUUUGAUACCCGUGGCCAUUGCCGACACUUGGAGGGAUGGACGGACGGGAUCGGGUCAAAGGUCCCAACGACCUCUCGCUGUAUCUUUGAUAAUAAGUUCGAAAGUACAAUUCCCCGGUCGGGUUCGGUGUGUUUCCGGAACACUUUUUUUUUAAUCGGAAUCGAAAUCACAGAGCUAUCGAAUUUAAUUGGAGUAUCGAACUUCAAUCAGUCGUUAAUCGUCACAAAAUUCAGUCUAGAAAGUUCGAAUUUCCACAAUCCACUAACAGCAUUUUCGAAAAUUCUUCUCAGAAACACACCGCGUUAGGUCAAGACUACCCCGCGGGAUCGAAAGUAAACCGAAACUCAGAUCAAAGCAAAUUUCAGUACUCGUGGUUCGUCCUUUACCCCUUUUUGCAAUCCACCAUCCCCACGAAACUCCCACAAAUCCCAAAUGGAAUCGAAACCAAUCCUGGAAUGAUUUUCCUGGUAAAAAAUAUGAACGAAAAUUGACGCCAAGUAUACUGAACUCAGAAAAAAAUCAGCUCCUUUAUUAUUAUAUAUAUUGUUUCAUCCUAGUCAAAGUUAUUAAUAUUAUUAUAUCGAUUUUAUUGGAUGUUUUUCUCUGAACCGCCCACCCCUUAAUUUUUUUUGCUGAAAUAAAUCAAAAGCGAUCACCGAAGAGCGCAACCACAUGAUGUUAGGAAUAAAUAAAAAAGCACCCUCAAACAGGAAAAAAACAUGAGAAAGCAAACAGCAGCAGCAGCGAAUCAAAAAAGUUGUAAUUCAAGCCAAAACAAUCAAAACUCCUCAGAGCAAACAACACAAACUAAGGUUAGAAAAAAAAAAACAAACAAACAACCAACACACAAAGAAGAGAAGCUCAAGUAAAGCACGAAUAUCCUCCCGCGCCAAAUCAAUCAAUUUUAGUGUGAGAAGAAUAUAGGGGUAAAAAAGUAAUAUAUACGUAUAGAGAGGGAAAAAAACAAAAAAGUUGAGACGGUUCGGGAGUUUUGUACAGAAGCAGAAUUAAUCAAAAAACGAAGAAAAUUGUGAAAUGUAAUUUAUAGGAAAAGUCUUAUGAAAUAUUCAGCACCAGAGGGCGCCUCAGAAGAAAGAAGACGCCGUGUGUGUCCGGUGAGGUCAAGUAUAAGAAACAGACACACACACACAGCGAAGCGAAACGAAAGAAAGGAAAAAAAACGAGCGCUACCAUGCCAAAGAACCAAAAAAGUUUUAGCGUGUAAGACGGAGAAGACAACAAAAUCCUUAUACUAAAAAUUGUACAUAUACAAAAGAAAGUUUUAGCUUAAGAAGACGCUACCCUAACUAAGUAAGGCUAUGGAGGAGUAGAAACCAAAAAUGUACACACCUACAACUACCUACAUACACUCAGCUUGCAUCCAAUAGAAAAUUAGCAUUCACAACAAAUUGUAAGGUUCUCGAGAAUUGCGAUUUAACUUAGAGCAAAAUAUAUCCCUAAAUAGUGCAUAUUCCAAAUAAUUCACGCAAAGGUUUAGCUUGUUUUUUUCUUAGUCACAUGAAUACACACCUACACACAAAGAUCGGUUUAAAUCAAGUUUACUCGCAUUUAUCGCAAAGAGAAAUCCACACUUUAUUUAGGCAGUCAGAAGUAAAGCUCAACCCCAUCAAAGGAUGUGAUGGGGUGUGCUUUUAUUUUGAAGCUUGUUCCGUUUGUUGAAAUAAAUUGACACUAAACGAAUUGAUUGAGUGAAAAUCUAAA
Molecule: messenger RNA, 4207 nt
Organism: Uranotaenia lowii
Lineage: Eukaryota; Metazoa; Arthropoda; Insecta; Diptera; Culicidae
Gene: rau
Exons: 5
Coding region: 1108-2478 (456 amino acids)
Biological process (GO): positive regulation of fibroblast growth factor receptor signaling pathway; positive regulation of epidermal growth factor receptor signaling pathway; signal transduction
Source: RefSeq, a predicted model, not a curated record